Molecule: messenger RNA, 4432 nt
Organism: Ochotona princeps (American pika)
Lineage: Eukaryota; Metazoa; Chordata; Mammalia; Lagomorpha; Ochotonidae
Gene: SKIDA1
Product: SKI/DACH domain containing 1
Exons: 2
Coding region: 1019-3775 (918 amino acids)
Source: RefSeq, a predicted model, not a curated record
GCUAAUCAGACCAGAGCAGGGAAAGCUGAAACUUUUGAAUGUGAAGAAAGAAAUUAUUGUAUCAUUUUUUUUCUUGCAGGCUCAGAAAUAUCCGUUUAUUCUUUUAACCACACGGAUGUGUCUAUUUUUGGAGGAACAAGGAAAUGUAUAAAUGCUUGGGUUGCAUUUAUGCUGUAGUUGCAAACAGUGAACAGUUAAGAAGAUUUUGCCGAAUUUUGCAAAGCAGCCAACAAACUGCCUUGGGAUAGUGGUAAUGCAACUGGAAAGACCUUUGCACUCAUUUGGCAAUAUUUUGGAUAUCCUUGGAAACAACACCAAAAUGUGCCUUAACUUGACUAAGAAGAGGUUAAACCAUUUUGAUAUUGAUCCAAAGUGAUUUUGUUAAAGCAGGAUUUCAUGGGAGGAAAAAAAAUGGGAGUUGUGGAAGAUUCAUGUAAACUCCCACCCAACAGCAGCUCAGAGCACUGGAAGCGUCUGCACGGCACAUCAGCACUUUCUUUUCAUCGUCGUUACGUAAAACCUCGGGAAGCACCUUGGGCGUUUUACAUUUUCUUUUCUUUGCUGCGGGAGGAAGCGAGCUGCUCCCAGGAAUUCUGACCAGUCCUGAACAGAACCCUGGCGAAAGCUGCACUGAAGACCAUGCUACCUUCCCUCCAGCCUGGUUAAUUCUGAAAAGUGUACACAUGUCUGGCUUAUCUGUGCUUUGUUAUGGGUCUGACGCGAAACUACCUCCUCCCCACCCCACCCCCCAGCAGAGAACUGAAAUCCAGUUGAAUUGUUACAGGGUUUUGGAGCUGCAGACUUGAACUGCUGCCUUGAUGAAAUAACUUUGUUUCUGGUUGUUUAAAAAAAAGGGGGGGCCUCUCAGAAAAAAAAAAAAAGGAAAAUCAACAGAAAUUGCACACCAGGAUGCCUUGAGACACACGCAGCAUCUGGCGGAGGAUUAACAUACAUACAUGUGUAUGUAUGCGUCACGUAUAUAUUUACUGCAAAUGGUGGGGAUCGCUUAGUGCCCGAGAUGGGAGACCUGAAGUCAGGUUUUGAAGAGGUGGAUGGCGUGAGGCUCGGCUACCUCAUCAUUAAAGGAAAGCAAAUGUUUGCCCUCUCCCAAGUCUUCACGGAUCUGCUGAAAAACAUCCCGAGGACGACCGUGCACAAGCGCAUGGAUCAUCUAAAAGUGAAAAAGCACCACUGCGACCUGGAGGAGUUGCGGAAGCUCAAGGCGAUCAACAGCAUCGCCUUCCACGCCGCCAAGUGCACCCUCAUCUCCCGGGAAGACGUGGAAGCGCUCUACACCUCCUGCAAAACCGAGCGCGUCCUCAAGACCAAGCGCAGGCGAGCCGCCCGGGCCCCGGCCACCCAGGCGCCGCCGCCCCCGCCGGAGCGCGUCCCCGCCGCCGCCGCGGGCCCCCGCCCGGGAUUUUGGAAGGACGAGCACCAACUUUGGCGGGGCUUGAGCGGAGCGGCGCGGCCGCUGCCAAUCAGCGCGCAGUCCCCGCGCCCCGGCGCCGCCGCCGCCGCGCGCCCCGCCGCCCAUCUACCUCAGGUUUUUAGCAAAUACCCGGGCUCGCACUACCCGGAAAUCGUGCGCUCGCCUUGCAAAGCCCCUCUAAACUACGAGACUGCCCCGCUCCAGGGAAACUACGUCGCCUUUCAUUCGGAUCCCGCCUAUUUUCGGAGCCUGCUGUGCAGCAAGCACCCGGCCGCCGCCGCCGCCGCUGCCGCAGCCGCCGCCGCCGCCGCCGCCGCAGCCGCCGCCUACUACCAGGCGUCGGCCUCCGGGACUCAGCCCAAGGCGGCGGCGGCCGGGGCGGGCGCGGGAGGCCCGGUGAGCCUGAGCUACCGGUGCAAGCGCAGGCGAGGGGGCGCCAAGGAUUGCCUGCUCACGCCGCACUCCGGCGCCCGGCGCCUGCUGCUGCUGCCCAGGUCCUACAAAGCCAAGGCGGCCGCGGCGGCGGCGGCGGCGGCAGCCGCGGGGGCCACUUGCCUGGAUAGGUUUCAUCUGGUCAACAGCUUCUGUCCGCCUCCCCACCACCACCACCAUCACCACCAUCAUCACCAUCAUCACCACCACCAUCGGGCCCAGCCGCCGCUGCCGCAGAACCACCACCCCCCUCACCACCACCAUCUGGGCAGCUUUCCCGAGAGCUGCAGCAGCGACUCCGAGUCCAGCUCCUACUCGGACCACGCAGCCAACGACUCGGAUUUUGGCUCCAGUUUGUCCAGCUCCAGCAACUCUGUGUCCUCGGAGGAAGAGGAGGAGGAGGAGGGAGAGGAGGAGGAGGAGGAAGAGGAGGAGGAAGAGGAGGAGGGGGGCAGUGGGGCCUCGGAUUCCAGUGAAGUCAGCUCGGAGGAGGAGGAGGAGGAGGAGGAGGACUCGUCCACAGAGUCAGACUCCAGCUCCGGCUCCAGCCAAGUGUCAGUGCAGAGCAUCCGUUUCAGGCGCACCAGCUUCUGCAAGCCGCCCAGCGUGCAGGCGCAGGCCAACUUCUUGUACCAUCUGGCCUCCGCCACCACCGCCACCAAACCCGCUGCUUUCGAGGAUGCCGGCAGACUUCCCGACCUCAAGAGUGGUGUCAAAGCCGAGUCGCCAGAGGAGUGGAAUCUGCAGGACUGGGCCCCCCAAGCGUCUCCGGUGUACUGCCCGGCCAGUCUGGGGAGUUGUUUCCCAGAGAUAAGAAACGAUAGGGUAUCUGAGAUUACAUUCCCACACUCUGAAAUUUCCAGUACUGUAAAGAGAACUGACCUGACAAUUAACUGCCUGGCAGAGGGGGCCUCUUCACCUAGCCCAAAGACAAACAAUGCAUUUCCACAACAAAGAAUACUCCGCGAGGCUAGGAAAUGCCUACAAGCAACUCCUACAACACACUGUGCAGAUAACACAAUAGUUGCCAGGUUCUUAAAUAAUGAAUCUUCGGGAGCAGCAGCAAAUUCGGAAAAAGAUUCAAAAAUCCUUCAUUGUCAGGAAUUUGCUACGGAUUUGCCCUCUUCACAAACUGGUCCCGAAGUGGGUGCAGCAGCAGCAGCAGCAGAAGCACCAACUAAGGCUGAGAACCCAGGGGCUGACACAGCUGACAAGACACUGCCAAUUCUGCACAAUAUUAAAAUCAAAGUAGAAGACAGUAGUGCCAAUGAGGAAUACGAACCUGACCUCAUUACAAAUAAGCUAAAGUGCGAGUGCAAUGAUACAAAGGGUGAGUUUUACAGUGUGACUGAAAGUAAGGAGGAAGACGCCUUGUUAACCACAGCCAAGGAAGGCUUUGCAUGCCCUGAGAAAGAAACGCCUUCCUUGAAUCCGCUGGCACAGAGUCAGGGCCUGUCAUGCACUUUAGGUUCUCCAAAACCUGAGGAUGGGGAAUAUAAAUUUGGUGCCAGGGUGAGAAAAAAUUAUCGGACACUAGUACUGGGAAAGCGACCUGUCCUUCAGACACCUCCAGUCAAACCAAAUUUGAAAUCAGCUAGAAGCCCUCGUCCUACAGGUAAACCUGAGACACAUGAAGGAACACUGGAUGAUUUUACAGUUAUGAACAGACGCAAAAAGGUAGCCAGCAAUGUAGCAUCAGCAGUGAAAAGGCCAUUUAAUUUCAUGGCAAAUUUUCCUUGUCCACCAUCACUCAUUAUUGGGAAGGAUGGGGAUUUGUGGCCGGCGUAUUCCUUAAAUACCACUAAGGAGUCCCAACCUCCUCACAAGGCCCAUCCUAUAUGGAAAUGGCAGCUGGGCGGUUCUGCAAUACCUCUUCCACCUAGUCACAAAUUCAGGAAGUUUAAUUCAUAAAAAUGUUUUGGAAGAUACUUUCUUGAACCAUAUUACCUUCCUUUUGUUGUAAACUGCACAGGAUGGUUUGUACGAGUCCAUUAAUGUGUUACAUACCCCCCUUUGGAGUCCUGGUUUAUUGCAUUUUGAAGACAGAAAUCGGAUUACUUUUUUUUCCCCCCAUUGCAGAGUUGUUGGUGUUUUUUUUUUUUUUUGUGGAGGGUGGGGGCAGGGUGGGAGAAGGGUUGGUUUACAUGCUACAGUCUACUUCAGGCUAAAGACUCAAGUAAAACUCAGUUAUUACAGUAGAGCUGGAACACUUAACUGUUUCAAUGCUAAUAAUGCACCCGGUACCUCAAUUCAACUGCUACAAAUAAAUGUCAAAAGGUUGAAUAAUAAAUAUUACAAUGAGCCAUUAAGUUUAUGCACUAGUUUUCAGAUCUGAACGUAUAACUGUUAAUUCAGUGAAAGUUUGUUAGCUUACAUGGUUACAGUGAGGUAGCAAGAAGUUUCUAAGAGCCCAAAAUGUUGUUUUCUGGAGCUCUUGUUUGUGGGAUAUCUUUUUUCUUUUUACUCCCCUCGUUUCCUCUCCAAGAGUAGUUGCACUAAACUUUUUUUUUUUUACGUGGAAAGGUUGGGGUGUGAGUCCUGAUUGAAUCCUAGUUAAAGCUGCCUCAU